GGCGAUGCUGGAGCGCUCCGGGCUCGGGGGUGCCCGUGCUGGCCGGGGCGGGGGGCGGGGGGCGCAUGGCGUCCUCCCGCCGCCUCCUGCUCAGCACCAUGAAGCAGAUCUGCCUUUGUGCCGCCGCCUCCUUCGCGAGCCAGGACUGGACCAAGAACGACGAGAAGCUGCUGCAGGCCGUGGACUACAACGAUGCCGGGCGGGUCACGUCGCUCCUGCUCCGCAAGGGCCUGGUGCCCACCAAGCUGGACUCGGAGGGCAAAUCCGCGUUCCACCUGGCUGCCAUGCGGGGCAACGUGGACUGCCUGGAAGCAAUGCUGGCCCACGGCGUGGAUGCCAUGACCAAGGACAGCUCGGGUUACACUGCCCUGCACUUGGCCUCCAAGCACGGGCACCCUCAGUGUGUCAGCAAACUGCUGCAGGCCUCCUGCCCCGUGGACGUGGCUGAUGGCAGUGGCCGGACAGCGCUGCACCUGGCGGCUGCCAGCGGCUGCAUCUCCUGCUCCGAGAUCCUCUGUGACUUCAAGGCUCCCUUGAACAGCAAGGACAAGGACGGCUCCACGCCGCUGAUCCUGGCUGCCAAGAUGAGCCACUCGGAGCUGUGCCGGUACCUGCUGCACCGCGGGGCCGCCGUCAACUGCCGGGACCUGCAGGGCAGGACAGCCCUGAUGCUGGCCUGCGAGAGCGGCAGCGUGGACACCGUGGAGGUGCUGGUCAGCGCCGGUGCCCGCGUGGGCGUGGUGGACGCCACCGGCCACGAUGCUGCUCACUACGGGCUGGCCACGGGCAAUGCCCUCAUCCAGCACCUGCUGCAGGAGGCGGCCCAGCGCCGCUCCUGGGCCAGCGAAGAGGAGUCAACUGAGCAGGCAUCACAGACGUCUUCGCCCAGCCAGUCAUCUGUCAGGGAGAAGAGCAGCACCCCGAGGAAGAGGAAGGCCCCUCUGCCUCCCCUGGGCACGCCCAGCCAGGAGGACCGGGAUGCCUACGAGGAGAUCGUGCGGCUGCGGCAGGAGAGGGCCCAGUUCCUGCAGAAGAUCCGGGGCUUGGAGCAGCAGGAGAAGCAGAGACGGGAGCGGGCAGAGCUGGAUGAGGCCUCCCUGCGCUCCAUGGAGAAACAGAUCCAGGAGCUGCAGGAGCGGCUGGUGGCACGGGACGGGGAGAAGGAGAAGCUGGGCAAGGAGGUGGAGGCUCUGCGGAGCCGCCUAUCCUCGAUGGAGAAUGAGAAGGAGAACACGAGCUAUGACAUUGAGACGCUGCAGGACGAGGAGGGAGACCCGCUUGAGUUCCCAGGAGCGGAGAUGCUGCUCUCCAAGAAGACACUGAGCCCCUCAGCUGAGGAACUGCUGGCCACGCUCCAAGGGCAGGUGCAGUCCCUGACCGUGCAGAACAAGGAGCUGAGGGAGAAAAUCCAGGUGCUGGAGAACUACGAGCGGGACGAGAGCAGCCCCCCUGCCCCGGGGGACGUGGUGCCCGCCAGUCUGUACCAGGCUCUGCAGAGGCAGCUGGAGCAACUGCGGGCGCAGGGCAGGGAGGCCACGGCGCGGGCCGGAGGGGACGGGCAGCGCGCGGCCUCGGAGCCCGGCCCGGAGGGAACCGCGGGGCCGCGUCCCGCCGAGGAGCCGGCCUGGGCCUGGGGCGAGUGCAAGGCGGCGCUGGGCGAGCUGGGGGUGCAGACAUCCUCCUCCUCCUCACCCUCCGGCGAGCGGGAGCCGGGCGCGGAGUUGGCGGAGGCGCGGGCGGCCCUGAAGCGGGCACAGACCGAGCUGGAGGAGCGGGAGCGGCGGCUGAAGGAGCUGCAGGCCCGGCUGGAGGCUGCGGAGGCCGCGGCCUCGGCGGGAGCCUCUGCGGAGGAGGCGUCGCGGGAGAAGGAAGCGCUGCUGGAGCGCUGCGGGCGCGCCGAGGCCGAGGCGGAGGCGCUGCGGCGGGAGCUGGAGGCGAGGCCGCGGGACGCGCCGAGAGCUCCGGAGCCGGCGCGGCAGCAGGCGCAGGCCGAGGCGCAGCUGGCAGAGCUCCGGGCCGCGCUGGCGCGCAGGGAGGCCGAGCUGGGCGCGCUGAGGGAUCGGCUGCGGCAGCACGAGGAGGAGGCCCCGGCGUGGCCGCAGCGGGCGCGGCAGGCGCGGGCCCUGCGGGAGCGCCUGGCGCAGCUGGAGGCCACGGCCGACGCCAAGGCCCGCGAGGCCGCCCAGCUGCAGGCGGAGCUGGCGGCGGCCGUGCCGCGGGCACAGCACGAGGCGGCCGAGGCCGGGCUGCGGGCGGAGGCGGCGGCGCUGGCGCAGCGGCUGCGGGAGCUGGAGCGGCGGCACGAGAAGACGUGCGAGGAGGUGUUCCGCGUGCAGCGGCAGGCGCUGUUCAUGAAGAGCGAGCGGCAGGCGGCCGAGGACAGGCUGGGCGCCGCGCAGAAGCAGCUGGAGCAGGCCCAGGAUGAGGCGCGGCGGCUGCGGGAGCUCCACGGCCACGCCGAGGACGCGGCACGGCUGGUCAGGGACAGGGACAGGAAGAUCACGGAGCUCUCCAAAGAGGUUUUCAGGCUGAAGGAAGCCCUGAACGCCCUCCCUGAGUCGGGGGGGCCCCCCCAAUCCCCGCCCAACACGGCCGCGCUCCAGGCGCGGAUCCGGGUGCUGGAGGAGAAGCUGGAGGAGACAGAGACGAGGCACAGCAAGGUGGUGACACUCUACCGGAGCCACCUGCUCUAUGCUGUGCAGGGCCACAUGGACGAGGACGUGCAGAGACUCCUGUGCCAGAUCCUGAGGAUGCAGCGGCUUCAGGAGCAGGGCAGAUGAGCCCCUGCCAGCACAGGUGGCACAGGGACGGGGGGACAGGUCUGUCACAGCACCCUGUGUGUCCCUUUGCUUGUCUGGGCACCCAGCCCACCCCCAGCACAGCAGCAAUAAAGUUAUUUAUAGUCA
Messenger RNA from Haemorhous mexicanus (house finch), 2906 nucleotides. RefSeq names its product ankyrin repeat domain 24 (gene ANKRD24). Gene Ontology annotation, molecular function: actin binding. The coding region runs from base 66 to 2780 and encodes 904 amino acids. The record is from RefSeq and is a predicted model, not a curated record. The transcript has 20 exons. NCBI's taxonomy places the organism in Eukaryota, Metazoa, Chordata, Aves, Passeriformes, Fringillidae.